Diaporthe citri is the source of this 1611-nucleotide messenger RNA. RefSeq lists its product as uncharacterized. The transcript has 2 exons. Gene Ontology annotation, molecular function: metal ion binding. NCBI's taxonomy places the organism in Eukaryota, Fungi, Ascomycota, Sordariomycetes, Diaporthales, Diaporthaceae. The coding region runs from base 1 to 1611 and encodes 536 amino acids. The record is from RefSeq and is a predicted model, not a curated record.
AUGCUGGGUGACAGGGAAAUCGACGCCGCUGUUAACCAGCUGGCCGCCUACCGCAAGGAUAACACUCUAAACGACAUCCUGACCCGCUAUGAGACCCUCCUGGGCGACUACACACGCCUCAAGAGCGACUACGAGGAGGAGCGCGAGGCGAGAGAGCGCUGGAAGCAGCAGGCCCGCGGCCAGGAACGCAACCCCUUCGUUCUAGUCCUUGUCGACGCCGACGGCUACGUGUUUGAUGAUGACUUGAUUGUUGCCGGCCAAGAAGGCGGCGCUCGGGCUGCCAAGCUUCUCAACGACACCAUCAAGGCCAGCCAGAGGAGGAAGGGGCUGGAGGCCUGCGAGACCAUGGUCCGCGUCUAUGCCAAUGUCGCCGGCCUGUCCAAAGCCCUCGCCAAGGCUAACCUCCUGGGCGCCGACAAACGCUCGCUGGCCCCCUUCAUCGCAAAUUUCAACAGGUCCUACGGUCUGACCGAUUUCGUCGACGCCGGAGAGUUCAAGGAGAACGCAGACUUCAAGCUUCGCGAGAUGCUCAGGCUUUAUGCCGAGAACGCCCAAUGUAAACACAUCUAUUUUGCCGCCUGUCACGAUGCCGGCUACGUCUCGCAGCUUACCGCCUAUCGGGGCCACAGCGACCGCUUCACCCUUAUCAGAACCUCCGGCCUCCAUUUUCACGACGAGUUCACAAAGCUUGGCCUGGGCAUCGAAGAGUUGCCCGGUGUCUUCCGCCCAACGGGCUCCGCAAUGGAUGCCCUGUAUCCCAAGCCCUUGUUAGGGAAGCCUAACACAGCUCCGCUUCCGCCCAGGAGUCAGCCCACAGAGUCGAGAGACAUAUGCGCCUUCUACUCGGUUGGCAGGUGCAAGUACGGCGAGAACUGCAAGAAUCUGCACGUUGGCCCCGCGCCCUCGCCUCUUGCUCUCCGGCCCUCCAAGCUGAGCCGGUCUUCCUGGCGAAAUGGAAGUGAACCUUACGAUACCUCCGACUAUCCCACACCAGCUAAACCCCAUGUCGCUUCCAACCGAAGCUACCUACAACAGUCCGACCUCUUCGCCCAACUUCCGAAGAGGGAUGAGAUCCCAGACGGUCAAGUCGCCGUCAACGUUUCCCAGCAGCGCCUAGACGCUUACAUCCCCGUCCCAACCCCCGAGUCUGAGAACCGCCUCAAACUCAGAUCCUCGAUGCAGCGGCUCUGCAAUUCUAAACAUCUAACUGGGUCUUGUGCCAACCCGCACUGCGAUUACGACCACGCCCCGCUCGACGAGGACCUCAUCCCCACCCUCGAGUGGCUCGCCAGGUCUCUGCCCUGUCCCCGACGCGACAAGUGCCGUAACGCGGCUUGCACCUCCGGCCAUCUCUGCCAGAAGCCGGACUGCAAGCUCCGCGGCGGCAAGGGCUUCUGCAGGUUCCCCUGGUCCUUGCACUAUGAUGACCUCGCCGUUGACCGUUAUGUGUCUGCUAUUUCGAACCGGCAAUCCGUUUCACAGCCCGAACGGUCUGCCGCGCCUUCACCAUCCGAUCACGCAAUCGAAAACGGAAACCGAGACGAGUGCGCAGAUGAAGAGGAGGAGGACAUCUCCAGCCCAAACGGCGGUAUAUCAGUAGGCGCAUUGUGA